CGUGACCGUGACCGCGACCGCUACGAGCCGCUGCCGCCCGCGCUGCCGGCCGCCGGCCAGGACUGCUGCGGGGAGCGCGUGGUCAUCAACAUCUCGGGGCUGCGCUUCGAGACGCAGCUCAAGACCCUCUGCCAGUUCCCCGAGACGCUGCUGGGCGACCCCAAGCGGCGCAUGCGGUACUUCGACCCGCUCCGCAACGAGUACUUCUUCGACCGCAACCGGCCCAGCUUCGACGCCAUCCUCUACUACUACCAGUCCGGGGGGCGCAUCCGCCGGCCGGUCAACGUGCCCAUCGACAUCUUCUCCGAGGAGAUCCGCUUCUACCAGCUGGGCGAGGAGGCCAUGGAGAAGUUCCGAGACGAGGGCUUCCUGCGCGAGGAGGAGCGGCCGCUGCCCCGCCGCGACUUCCAGCGCCAGGUGUGGCUGCUCUUCGAGUACCCGGAGAGCUCGGGGCCGGCGCGGGGCAUCGCCAUCGUGUCCGUGCUCGUCAUCCUCGUCUCCAUCGUCAUCUUCUGCCUGGAGACGCUGCCCGAGUUCCGCGACGAGCGGGGCUACUUCGCGCCGCCGCCGGCGCCGGAGCUGCCGGAGGGGGCGGGCAACGGCACGGCGUCGGGGGCCGCCGCCGCGGGGGCCUCCAGCUUCUCCGACCCCUUCUUCGUGGUGGAGACGCUGUGCAUCAUCUGGUUCUCCUUUGAGCUGCUGGUGCGGUUCUUCGCGUGCCCCAGCAAGGCCACCUUCUCGCGGAACAUCAUGAACCUGAUCGACAUCGUGGCCAUCAUCCCCUACUUCAUCACGCUGGGCACGGAGCUGGCCGAGCGCCAGGGCAACGGGCAGCAGGCCAUGUCCCUGGCCAUCCUGCGCGUCAUCCGGCUGGUGCGGGUCUUCCGCAUCUUCAAGCUCUCCCGCCACUCCAAGGGGCUGCAGAUCCUGGGCCAGACGCUGAAGGCGUCCAUGCGGGAGCUGGGGCUGCUCAUCUUCUUCCUCUUCAUCGGCGUCAUCCUCUUCUCCAGCGCCGUCUACUUCGCCGAGGCGGACGACCCCACCUCGCGCUUCAGCAGCAUCCCCGACGCCUUCUGGUGGGCCGUGGUCACCAUGACGACCGUGGGCUACGGGGAUAUGCACCCGGUGACCAUCGGGGGCAAGAUUGUGGGGUCGCUCUGCGCCAUCGCGGGCGUCCUGACCAUCGCCCUGCCGGUCCCCGUGAUUGUCUCCAACUUCAACUACUUCUACCACCGGGAGACCGAAGGCGAAGAGCAAGCCCAGUACAUGCACGUGGGCAGCUGCCAGCACCUCUCCGCCUCGGCCGAGGAGCUGCGGAAAACCAGGAGCAACUCCACCCUGAGUAAGUCGGAGUACAUGGUGAUCGAAGAGGGGGCCAUGAACCACAGCGCCUUCCCCCAGACCCCCUUCAAGACGGCCAAUUCCACCGCCGCCUGCACCGCGAACAAUAACCCCAACUCCUGUGUCAGCAUCAAAAAGAUAUUUACGGAUGUGUAACCUACGAUCCCAGUGACCUGCUGUGCUCAGGCUCGUGCGGACCGUGCCCCCCUGGUCUGUGUAUGCCCUUGUUUUAGACAUUUCCAGACCAUCCAUCCAGGACAGGACAGGAGGAAGUGGACAGCGCACUUCAUUCCCCCCCCCCCCCACCCCAGGACUGCUUCACACUGAAACAGGUGUCUGUUUUGCAAGUGGCUGCAUUCUCUCAGCUCUUCUCUCUCUCUCUCUCUCUCUCUCUCUCUCUC
Molecule: messenger RNA, 1742 nt
Organism: Myotis lucifugus (little brown bat)
Lineage: Eukaryota; Metazoa; Chordata; Mammalia; Chiroptera; Vespertilionidae
Gene: KCNA3
Product: potassium voltage-gated channel subfamily A member 3
Biological process (GO): protein homooligomerization; potassium ion transmembrane transport
Cellular component (GO): axon; voltage-gated potassium channel complex; membrane
Molecular function (GO): protein binding; delayed rectifier potassium channel activity
Source: RefSeq, a predicted model, not a curated record